Messenger RNA from Stomoxys calcitrans (stable fly), 1414 nucleotides. RefSeq lists its product as uncharacterized. The record is from RefSeq and is a predicted model, not a curated record. Bases 214 to 543 code for a protein of 109 amino acids. NCBI's taxonomy places the organism in Eukaryota, Metazoa, Arthropoda, Insecta, Diptera, Muscidae. The transcript is spliced from 2 exons.
CGCAAUUUUGCAUUUAUUUUUUCAUCUUAUUUGCAAAACUAUUUCUAAAUCACUGGAAGGCGCCCACAUUUUUCACUAACACAAGGAGUAAAAUACAAACAACAGCUGGACUGCUCUAUCAAACCUAUAACUGCCGGACAAAUCGAUAAUCAUCAUACAGCUGGUAAAAGAAAUAAUCGUUAUCGAAAAACACAGGGUGCACUGCAAUACUAAAUGAGCAGCAAGCGCACUCUUUUAUCGACAUCACCUGAUCAUAAAGAACAUACACCAAAAAAAUACGCGCCGUCCCUAAAUAUGAGUGUAAGCAGUCAUCAAGACGUGUUUACAUGGAGCAAACUAUGCGAAGUCCUGGACGACAAAUUGAAGGGUGUAGCAAAGAAAGAAGAUCUGACGGAUAUCAAACAUGAAAUUGAAGAAUUAAAACAUGAGAAUUCUAAAUUAAAGGAAGACAUAAAGAAAUUAACAAACCGUCUAGAACUAGUUGACCAGAAAUCGAGAACCACAAAUAUCAUGGUACCGCCAGCGAAGUCCAAAGGGUUUUAAAUGCUAGAAGUAACCUUAAGGGACAAGCAAUUUUUAUUCAGAAGGAUUACACUGCAGCUGAACAGUCUAUUAGAUACAAUCUCAGGCAAGUUAGCAAAGUAAUAUCUAAGCAUAAAAAAGAUGUAAAAGUACGGCUUGGUGAAUUUUGUAUCUACAUCAACGAUAAACGCUUUACUUGGUUCAAUGGAAAGAUACGUUCUUCCGCUACAAACGAUGUAAAAUUUCUAGAAGAUAUAUUAGCUGAAUGCGGUUUUAGUUGUGAGGUUGUUUGCAACGAAAACGUAGUAUUAAAUAAAAACGAUAACAAUCCUUAUGUACAAUAGCUAGCUGAUUCGUGCCAUAUAAUAGCUUAUAACGUUUGUAACCUUGAAAAAUCGCUAAAUUUUGGAAACUUUAUAACCUUUUUAAAUAAGUUUGAUAUUUUCUUUUUGUUUGAAACCCAUGUUGUUGCUAAUAAACAAACUUAUUUCUCAUCAUUUUUUCAAAAUUAUUGUCUACACUGGGUUGAAGCAAUUAAAAUACAUAAAUCGGGUCGUGCUAGUGGAGGUUGCCUAUUCGGUUACAAAAGAGAAAUGAAAAAGAAAUACAAGCUAAACUUUACCGAAUGCAAUAGCCAUACAAUGCUAUCUGUGAAUAUUGACGGAAAUUUAUUCCAACUUAUCCCGACCUAUCUGAAUAGUACGAGCUGGAAGAACGAUGCAGAUAAGUUUGUAUCAUUUUUGAGCAGUCUAAAUCCAACCAGCUUCUGUAUUAUGGGAGAUCUAAAUGCAAGAAUAGGUGAACAACAAGUCCUGGACGAAAAUAUAAUCAGGGACCAACCUCAUAUAAAUGUAAUUAGGUGCUCUAAAGAUAAGAAUAUAAAUACACAAGG